CUUCUCAUAGGGUGAUGUCCCCUCGAGCCCACGUUCUCUCCUGUCACUGUGACGCCUGUGCCAUAUGCACAGCCCGCUCCCUCACGUUCCCGGCGCAAGGAGACCUCAGCGUUGAGGCGUGAUGGAACCGGAGCUCGGCCAGCGGAGGCCCCGCCCCGUUGUGUGACGCGCAGGGUGGUGCGCGAGGAGUUGGGUGGCUGGGAGUGGCUUUCGAAGGAGACCUGGGGGCCGGGGCCGCCUUCCCACGCCCAGCUGCCGACUUCACUCGCUCCGUGGAAUCGGAGUAGCGGCGGCGACCUCGGCCUCCAGAGUCUCCGGCGGACUGAAGCGGCGGUGGCGCCUGGGAUGGCGUUGCUGGGCUUAUUGCAGGCGGGCGGAUCGGUGCUGGGGCAGGUGAUGGAACAGGUAACAGACGGUAGCCGCCUGUCCGUGCUGCUGAUCGCCUGCACCUUCACUCUCAGCCUGGUCUACCUGCUCCGUCUCGCCGUUGGCUACCUGGCCCCGCUGCCAUUGGGGAAGAAAAAUCCACCAUACAUUUUCUCUCCAAUUCCAUUCUUUGGACAUGCAGUAGCUUUUGGGAAAAGUCCAAUUGAAUUCCUUGAAAAUGCAUAUGAGAAGUAUGGACCUAUCUUUAGUUUUACCAUGGUGGGCAAGACGUUUACUUACCUUCUGGGGAGUGAUGCUGCUGCACUACUUUUUAAUAGUAAAAAUGAAGAUCUGAAUGCAGAAGAUGUCUACAGUCGUCUGACAACACCUGUGUUUGGGAAAGGAGUUGCAUAUGAUGUGCCUAAUCCAGUUUUCUUGGAGCAGAAGAAAAUGUUAAAAAGUGGUCUUAACAUAGCCCACUUUAGACAGCAUGUGUCUAUAAUUGAAAAAGAAACAAAGGAAUACUUUGCAAGUUGGGGAGAAAGUGGAGAAAAAAAUUUGUUUGAAGCUCUUUCUGAGCUUAUAAUUUUAACAGCUAGCCAUUGUUUACAUGGAAAGGAAAUCAGAAGUCAACUCAAUGAGAAGGUGGCACAGCUGUAUGCAGAUUUAGAUGGAGGAUUUAGCCACGCAGCUUGGCUCUUGCCAGGUUGGCUUCCUUUGCCUAGUUUCAGGCGCAGGGACAGAGCUCAUCAAGAGAUCAAGAAUAUUUUCUAUAAUACAAUCCAGAAUCGCAGACAAUCAGAGGAAAAAAUUGAUGACAUUCUCCAAACUUUACUAGAUUCUACAUACAGGGAUGGGCGUCCUUUGACAGAUGAUGAAGUAGCAGGAAUGCUUAUUGGACUACUCUUGGCAGGGCAGCAUACGUCUUCUACUACUAGUGCUUGGAUGGGUUUCUUUUUGGCCAAAGACAAAAUGCUUCAAGAAAAAUGUUAUUUCGAACAGAAAACAGUCUGCGGAAAUGAUCUUCCUCCUUUAACUUAUGAUCAGCUCAAGGACCUAAGUUUACUUGAUCGUUGUAUAAAAGAAACAUUAAGACUUAGACCUCCUAUAAUGACCAUGAUGAGAAUGGCCAAAACUCCCCAGACUGUGGCAGGCUACACCAUUCCUCCAGGACAUCAGGUGUGUGUGUCUCCCACUGUCAAUCAAAGACUUAAAGACUCGUGGGUAGAACGUCUGGAUUUCAAUCCUGAUCGCUAUUUACAGGAAAACCCAGCAUCGGGAGAGAAGUUUGCCUAUGUGCCCUUUGGAGCUGGACGUCAUCGUUGUAUUGGUGAAAAUUUUGCCUAUGUUCAAAUCAAGACAAUUUGGUCCACUAUGCUUCGAUUAUAUGAAUUUGAUCUUAUUGAUGGAUAUUUUCCCACUGUGAAUUAUACAACCAUGAUUCACACCCCUGAAAACCCAGUUAUCCGAUACAAGCAAAGAUCAAAAUGAAAAAAGCAACAAAAUACUAAUGUGUGAAACAUCACUGUAAACUGCAAAAGCAUUUGAAGAGAAUGGAGUUUACUAAACAACUCUUGGUGUCCUGUUUUAUUCAGUGUGUAAUUUAAAAAGACAGCCAGUUUAAUUUGUGACAUUUUAUUAACUGAGUGGUUAUAUCAAUUCUGAUGGCAUUGCAACAUUUUCUAAUAGUGUUGUGCUUUAAGGAAGUCAAACUCAUUAGUAAAAUGAUUUAAAUUGUUUUGGGGGGGAUCCAGGUACUUAGCAAAUUCUAAGUAACUCAAUUUCCAGGUACUAAUUUUAAGAGCAUACGUAGUUCUUGGCAAGUAACUAUAAGGUGUACAAAUCUUGGACAGUUCUGCAAGGUAUAGAAAGCCCAGUGAGAUACCAGGAAUCCAUAGGUUAUUCAUUUUCCUAGAUAAUUAAAAUUUUUUUUUUUAAUUUUUGUGUGUUGGGUGGGAGGAUAGGGAAUAAACUGUUACAUUUAAAGACUUUGCUAAAAGAAUACUAUUAAUUUAUGUUUUUGGAUGGUUUGAUGAUACUCAUCAAUGAUGGCGCUGUGUUAGAGAAAACAAUGUCAUUUGAAAUUAUAACUGUAAGUCCUGUCUAUUGAAAUUGAGAGAUGGCUCUGUGAUGAAGACUUAAUCAUAUUUCAUAAAAAAAUUACUACCAAAGACAGUUCAUCUUACUUGGUCUAAUUGCUAAAUAGUACGUAUUUAUCCAUCUGAUGGAUAAUUUAUCUGGUUUCAUACACCAUAUCUGUGUGAAAGUCCAAAAUAAAGUCUUUAGGGGAUAAUUUAGUUUUUCUUCUUUGGCACAAGGUUGUUCCUUGCUUCCUCCCCAGAAUCCGAUUAGUAAUAGUUCUAUUACUAGUUCUGUUUAAAGCUUAGUUUAGGUUAACCAGCUUUCUUUCUUUCUUUUUUUUUUUUUUUAAAAUGAAGUCUGAGAUCAGGGAAAUCUGGCUUUAACAACAUAGGGUGAUAGGAAGCAGGGUCCUUGGGAGAAGUGUUGGUCAUAUUCUGUAAAGCCUGUCUGUUUUCGAUUUUUUACUAGAUGAGACCAAAAUAUUUUCUCUUAAGUUCUGUUUAUGUAAGUCAAAGAGGUUGGAGGAGCCAUGUAAAGCUUUAUUUGUAAAGGAAAAAUCUCUGCUGUUAGCUUUUCACAUGAAAAUCCUGUGGAAAAAAUAGUGCGUAUUCACAAAUUUUAAAGUGUUGCUUCAGUGAGAAUUCACAAAAUCCAGGAACUUGAAUGGGAAAAAAAUGAUAUCUUUAUUUUCUCUAAUUUCUAACUGGAUUUAGUAUUUCAAACUUCAAUUAUGAAUUUAGGCAAUAAACCACAAUAGUGAUAGCAAUACUUAACGAUUUUGCCAAUAGAAACCAUAGAUAUUUUCAUAUUACAUAAUAGAUGUUGCAGAGCUCUUAAAAUAUCUUUUACUCACAUCACUACUUUGAAAUUAUGAUAGUUAUUAAAACUGCUGCUAGAUCUUAUUUUAAUGCUUUAAUCAUUUGUAUUAUGUCACAUACUUUUUAGAAAAGUUUGAUAACUAUUUCUAAUUUAAUUGAUUUUCUUUGCAGUCCUAUAAAUUUUAUGUAUUUAAAAGCAUUCUCCAUGAGAAGGGACUCAAAGUUUCACCAGACUGCUAAAGAGGUUCAUGGCACAAAAAAAAAGUAAAAAAUUCAAGGUAAGGCUACACUACAUUUAGUGAGUAGUUUGUUUUAGACUUUUAAGGAUUUAGUUUUUAAUCACGGAAUACUGAAACAUUAACAAGCUUAAGACUGUAGAGGAGUCCUAAUAUCAUGAGGAGGGCUGAUGGUCAGUGGCAAUGAAUUCAGAUGGUCCAGCUGCUCCUUUUUCCAAGCUCUCCUAAAGCAGAAUAGCUUUGAAUGGCAAGCAAUGCUAAUUACCUAUAACAACCCUCUCCCUUCAACUAACUCUUUAGAAUACUUUUGCUAUUUCUAGAACUCCUCUAAUUGGAAACCAGAUGCUAAAAUAAAAAAUUUAGGUAAUCUGAAAUUUCCAAGAAUGUAGAAUUUGGUUAGCAUGGCCUGCUUCUGGUGAUCUAAAUUCUAGAACAUCAAAUGACAAGGCAAAAUCCUCUAGGUAUAAGCAUCAAAAACGACUACUCUUGCUAUUUGAGUGAGUUACCAUCUUAUUGGGAUUUUUAGUAUCUCUGUGAGGGCUUCCCGAUCUCAAUAGGGCUUGUAAGGCAGGAAUACUGUCUAACUCUGCUGCAUUGUGGUUAAUAAAAUUUUAGUUUUUGAGUUAAA
This is a messenger RNA of Choloepus didactylus (southern two-toed sloth), 4130 nucleotides long. RefSeq names its product lanosterol 14-alpha demethylase. The record is from RefSeq and is a predicted model, not a curated record. Lineage: Eukaryota; Metazoa; Chordata; Mammalia; Pilosa; Megalonychidae. Gene Ontology annotation, molecular function: heme binding; oxidoreductase activity, acting on paired donors, with incorporation or reduction of molecular oxygen; monooxygenase activity. The transcript has 10 exons. The coding region runs from base 346 to 1857 and encodes 503 amino acids.